CGGGGAAAAUGUUACGCAUCACUCUGUUAUGCGCUCUCGCCAUUUUCUUUCCAGUUUCACAUGGGAACGAAUUUGAAGGUCUUUCAGAAAUAAGAGAUGUUACCGAAGUUGACUGGACACAAUUGACGGAAUUCAAAUUGAGAACGAAAAGAGGAGUAUGUAAGGACGAAAGUGCAUACUGCGGUUCAUAUAAGAGUUAUUGUAACCAUCCGUCGUACAAAGGUUAUCUGAAGGACAACUGCAAAAUGACUUGUAACUAUUGUGGAAAAGAAUGCGCUGACUUGAUGGACUGUGAAAUAUACAGAAACUAUUGUAACCAUAAAGACUACCACACCUCGCUGAAAUAUUAUUGUAAAGCCACUUGCA
Molecule: messenger RNA, 366 nt
Organism: Stylophora pistillata
Lineage: Eukaryota; Metazoa; Cnidaria; Anthozoa; Scleractinia; Pocilloporidae
Product: cationic trypsin-3
Biological process (GO): proteolysis; blood coagulation
Molecular function (GO): serine-type endopeptidase activity; calcium ion binding
Source: RefSeq, a predicted model, not a curated record